This is a messenger RNA of Scomber scombrus (Atlantic mackerel), 1393 nucleotides long. RefSeq lists its product as uncharacterized. The coding region runs from base 36 to 992 and encodes 318 amino acids. NCBI's taxonomy places the organism in Eukaryota, Metazoa, Chordata, Actinopteri, Scombriformes, Scombridae. The transcript has 5 exons. Gene Ontology annotation, molecular function: hydrolase activity, hydrolyzing N-glycosyl compounds. The record is from RefSeq and is a predicted model, not a curated record.
UUCAAAACUAUAAUAACUCUGCUGCAGGGUCCAGGAUGAUCAAGAAGCUGCUGGUGGAUGUGGACUGUGGGGUGGACGAUGCUCAGGCCAUCAUGUUGGGACUGGCCGCCCCCAACGUGGAGAUCCUGGGUAUCACCUGUGUGCAUGGAAACACCACAGUGGAGAACGUGUGUAAGAACACACUGCGCAUUCUGCAAGCCUGCAAUAAACUGGAGAUUCCGGUGUUUAGAGGUGCUGCUAAACCAAUUCUAGGGAACACUAUUGAUGCGGGACACUUCCACGGGAUGGAUGGACUGGGAGACGCUCCUGACCCCAAUGCUCCUGGUCUAGACCUGGUUCAGAAGGAGGGCGCUGUGUCAGCUAUGAUCAGGAUUGUCAAUGAGAACCCAGGAGAGGUAUCUCUGGUUGCCACGGCACCGCUCACCAACCUGGCUUUGGCUGUGAGGAUGGAUCCUUCUCUGCCAAGCAAACUGCGAGGGCUCUACAUCAUGGGAGGCAACACUGAAUCUCGAGGGAACACCACAGUGUGCGCUGAGUUCAAUUUUGCAGCCGAUCCAGAAGCAGCUUACAUCGUACUCAACGAGUACCAGUGUCCCACCUACUUGGCCUGCUGGGAGUUUACCUGCUACAGCAAACUGUCCUGGGAGUUCUGUGAUGUCUGGCUGGCGCAGGACUCACAAAAAGCUCGCUUCAUGAGACAGAUCAUCCGCCACAGCCUUGAAGCGUCAAAAAGCGAGCGCUCGGAGAAGGAGUUUGUUGAUGGCACAGGUUUCAUAUCCUGUGACUCAUAUGCCAUGGCUGCCGCUGUGGACGAUUCAUUCAUCAUAGAAAGCGACCAUUAUCCAGUUACUGUAGAGCUGACGGGCACGCACACUAGAGGCAUGAUGGUAGUAGAUACUUUGGACCACCUGAAGAAGACUCACAAGGCUGUCAUCAUGAAGAAGGUGGACUUGGGCAAGUUCGAGCAGAUGAUGAUGGCUGCUUUGAAAUAACAGCUCUGAAUGUAGUGAGGAGACAUGAGUGACCACAGCGUUGCUCUAUUUUUCCUUCUUUCUCCCGUCCACAUUUUAGGACUCAGUAUGAAGAUUUUCUGUUGAGUUGAUCCUCUGUUAAAACUCACAAAUGCUAAUGUUUCUAAAAUGUUUUGUGUUUUUACUUAUAACAUGUUUUUUUUUUACCAAGUAGACCAUUGUGAAACUGCCUUCAAACUGUCAGUUUAUACUGGCUAAAGGAAGAAAGACCAGCACAGGAUACAUUUUGUACAUUGAAGUAUUAACGGUUAUGGAAAACUUACUACUGUAUAUGUAAACUUCAACUGUAGGAUUGCACUAUUAUAAAAAUCAGGAAAUCUAUAUUAUAUAUGAUCUUAUUUUUAAGUGAGAUGUUUUCAAGC